GGACUUUUUGAGGUCAGCUUGGGGCAUGUUCAUGGAGUAAAAUAACACGAGUAAAUGAAAUGUAAAUUCCCAAUAUGAUGUUUGACCAGUUCAUGUACUCAACACGACAAUAUGCGUAAGCAAGGUUUGUUGACAGAUCUCAUGUCGGCGUUUUUCUCCAGUCGAGCACAAAACCAUCUGAACCGCUGCCUGUGUAGAGCUGGCAGCCGGAAGCUGUGAUCAGCUGAUGGAGGAGGUGCUGUUGGAGAGGUGAGCCAUCUUUCCCCGGCAGACUGAUACUCUGAUAGAGCCUGGACGAGAGCGAUACGGGGGACGUUCUGGGGAUCCCGGUGUCAUUUGGAAGCAUAGACGAUUAUAAGACACCAGGACAGCCGCUGUCAGUCGGGAAGGACGAUACCUGUGGAUUGAUUCGAAUUUCUGCAAAAGAGCUGACUGAGGAAUAUACGAGCUUAUAACGUCAGGCAGAAGGCUCUAAUACUAAUACAAAGAACGGAAAACAUUGAGCUAGGAGCGGGGAUUAAUAUCGAAUUGUGAACCGUUUGUAACCUUUGAAAAUGCAAAACUCUAGAAGAUCUGCGUUACAAAUAAGCACGUAGUUAUUGCAUUGAGGCAGGUGUAUGGCUUCACUAGUAAAUGUAAACAAACAGCUAUUUAAGCUAGCUGGAGUUAGCCGUUUGGAGGUUAGCUUUCUCGUGCUAGUACCCAUAGCUAACGUAAGGUAGUUGGACCAAUACGAAGGUAAAGCAACGCCUGUCGUCGUGUAAGAAACCAAAUUUAACCUCAGUAUAAUCGUCUGCAACCGAUGACAGCUUUUGUGAUAUCUCAGUUCGUUGUUAUUAGCAUAAUUAGCCUUUCCGCUAUCAUCGGCUAAAUGUUAUUUGUACUAGCAGCCCAUCAUAAGAACAUUUAACUAGCACACUAAAUGUACAACAAACAGCACAGUUGGUUGCAUUAACGUAUGUGUGUAUUUGACAUCGACUGAAUAACAGUGUUUGUCUGAGAGAGAUUUAACUUUCAGAAUUGGGUUAAAGCUACAAUACAUGAUCGAGAUAUCGACUACAGUCGAGCUGAUUGGCUGAAAAGAGCAGGACUGGAUGAGAGAAAACAACUUAAUGACUUCUUAAAGAUUUAAUCACAUUGGUACCCCGAGUCAGCAAUAUGUAUAAGAAUUCAUAGCUGCAUGUUGGAGGCGGAAUUAAUAAGUUUUGCAUUUAUACUAAUUGGUUUGUUUGACAUGAACAAUACUUAGCUGGUGUAUUUGGCUUGUUUCUCCUCAGAGGCAGCAGUCGGCAGUAGUGCAUUAAAACCAAAACCGACGAAGGACUUUCUAGUCAAAGUACUGGACUGUAAAGAGAGCCACAAGUCAGUCAGGCGGCAUGGAGUGGGUCCGUAAAUCGAUUUAAAUGACCAGUGGUUUGAUUUGAAUAAAUUACAAAGCUGAAACUCAUGCGAAUUUAAAUAUAAACGCGGUGUACUUGUAGUUGUGUAUGUUCCUACAGACAGUUUAAAGGAGAACACAGCCUUGCCAGAGUUUGUAGUAUGUAGCUGUGUGUGAGGGCCCAGCGGUAAGCCUCUCAGCUGUGUUGUGGUUGCUAGUGGCCUCCCCUCCCCCAGUCUUAAGACUCCGAUUCCUCCCGAGUGUUGGACACUGUUUGCCGGGUUUCCUCUUGGUUUUUCUAGAUCGAGGAAAGGCCGUGGCCCAGAGUCGCAGUCCUCUGGACUCCGAAGCAGUUAAAAAGUGGAUGUAAUGGAACUUAUGUUCGCCGAGUGGGAGGAUGGGGAGAGGUUCUCCUUCGAAGACUCGGACCGGUUCGAGGAAGACUCUCUGUGCUCCUUCAUCUCAGAGGCAGAGAGUCUCUGUCAAAACUGGAGGGGAUGGAGGAAGCAGUCUGCUGGACCCAACUCCCCAACUGUCAAGAUUAAAGAUGGCCAGGUGAUUCCUCUGGUGGAGUUGUCAGCAAAGCAGGUAGCCUUCCACAUCCCAUUCGAGGUGGUGGAGAAGGUUUAUCCCCCUGUCCCAGAGCAGCUCCAGCUCCGCAUUGCCUACUGGAGCUUUCCCGAGAAUGAGGAGGACAUCAGGUUAUAUUCCUGCCUGGCGAAUGGAAGUCCAGAUGAAUUUCAACGUGGAGAGCAGCUAUACAGGAUCAGAGCUGUCAAAGACCCCCUGCAGAUUGGCUUCCAUCUUAGUGCUACAGUGGUGUCCAGUCAGGCCGGUCAGUCUAAAGGAGCUUACAAUGUGGCGGUCAUGUUUGAUCGCUGCCGCAUCACUUCCUGCAGCUGCACCUGUGGCGCCGGAGCCAAAUGGUGUGCUCAUGUGGUGGCCCUCUGCCUCUUUAGGAUCCAUAAUGCAUCAGCAGUGUGUCUGAGGGCUCCAGUCUCCGAGUCUCUGUCACGGCUGCAGAGGGACCAGCUCCAAAAGUUUGCUCAGUACUUAAUCAGUGAGCUGCCUCAGCAGAUCCUACCAACAGCUCAGCGACUGCUGGAUGAGCUGCUGUCAUCUCAGUCUACUGCCAUCAACACUGUGUGUGGAGCUCCAGACCCCACAGCAGGCCCUUCAGCAUCUGACCAGAGCACCUGGUAUUUGGAUGAGUCGACCCUCAGUGACAACAUCAAAAAGACUCUUCACAAGUUCUGUGGGCCUUCACCUGUAGUCUUCAGUGAUGUAAACUCCAUGUACCUGUCGUCCACCGAGCCGCCAGCUGCUGCUGAAUGGGCAUGUCUGCUGCGACCUUUGAGGGGCCGAGAGCCAGAAGGUAUCUGGAACCUCCUGUCUAUUGUUAGGGAGAUGUUCAAGAGACGAGACAGCAACGCAGCCCCACUGCUUGAGAUCCUCACCGAGCAGUGCCUCACCUACGAACAGAUCAUCAGCUGGUGGUACAGUGUUCGGACAUCCGCAUCGCACAGCAGUGCCAGUGGCCACACUGGGCGCAGCAAUGGCCAAUCAGAGGUGGCGGCUCACGCCUGUGCCAGUAUGUGCGAUGAGAUGGUGGUGCUAUGGCGGCUGGCAGUGCUUGACCCCACUAUGAGCCCCUGCAGGCGUUUGGAGCUGGCAGGCCAGCUAAAGCAGUGGCAUCUGAAAGUAAUAGAGAUAGUGAAGCGGGGACAGCAUCGUAAGUCUCUGGAUAAACUCUUCCAGGGCUUCAAGCCUGCUGUAGAGUCCUGCUAUUUCAACUGGGAGGUGGCCUACCCACUGGAUGGCAUCACCUACUGUAGUGCUGAUAAGAAGAGUGCCACAUUCUGCUGGUCCAGGGCAGUGCAGCUCCAAAGAGGAGCCAAAGCUGCUGCAGGAGGGGGUGGAGAAACUUCUGAAACAGUUGGAGUAGUGCGAGGGGAAAGUGGAGCUGGAGAUUUUAAAGGAAGAGGAAGUGGGCACUCUUCCCAACAGGAGGUGGCAGUGAGACCCAAGGAGACCAUACUGACCAAGAGGAAAGGUCUGUCAGUGAGUGGUGGCGGAGGGAUGCUGGUCCGUCUGGGAGGGAGCGUCUCUCUGGCCUUGGAAGAUGGAGGAGGGAAGUGCAUGUACAAAGGACCAGGCUCCUCCUCUGGAGGCAAGCUGAAACUGACACAGGGAGGUGGAAAGGGGGCAUCUGUAGGAGGUCCUGGAGGAAAUGGAGGGUUAGGAGGUGGUAAGCAUGCUGGUGCCAAGAGAAGAACCAGCAGUGAGGACAGCUCCCUGGAGCCAGACCUGGCUGAGCUCAGUCUGGAUGACGGCUGCAGUCUAGCUCUGGGGGCUGAGGCCAGCAACACUUUUGAGUUUCUCCCCCCACCCCCUGAGAUGCUGCCGUCCCCGAGUCCACUGCUUAGAGACUCACGCAAGUACAGCAGUGGCAGCGGAGGGAGCAAGAUGUUUGAAACAAAGCGUGUCAGCCAAGCCUCAGCAACACUUCCUGCGGCAGAGCAUGCUCCACCUUGCUUCCCUCCCAAAGAGACUGUGGUGGUUGUUAUGGACUUGCCGAAUGCUGCAGAGAAGGAAGCAGAGCUGGAGGUGGAGCCUGUCCAAAACAGAGAUGAAGAUGUAGAUUCAGCUGGCAGUAACCAGCCUUCCACUUCCACCACAACAGCAAGAUCAGGUACCACUGAAAAGGCUGCCAAACCACCACAGAGUAACAAAGAGGCAGCAUCAGCUGGAUCAGCUACAGGUGGACAAGCUAACCAGGCUGCAGAAGCAGCAGGUGGAGAUGCGGGAGAGGCUGUAGGUGAGGAUGACUACCAGGCAUACUACUUAAAUGUUGCCUCGGAGGAGGGAGCAGACAGACAGCUUGCUGACAACCACCAGGAGGAGGAGCCAGACAUUUUUGCAGGAAUGAAACCUCUGGAUCAGGAGGGGCGCAUGGAGGUGCUAUUUGCAUGUGCAGAGGCUCUCCAUGCUCAUGGCUACAGUAAUGAGGCAUGUCGGCUGGCUGUGGAGCUGGCCAGAGACCUGUUAGCCAACCCUCCAGACCUGAAAGUGGAACAGCCACAGACUAAGGGUAAGAAGAGCAAGGUGUCAACCAGUCGUCAGACGCAGGUAGCCACUAACACGCUGUCAAAAGCUGCCUUCCUCCUCACUGUUCUCAGUGAACGACUGGAGCUACACAACCUUGCCUUCAGCACCGGCAUGUUCUCCUUGGAACUCCAAAGACCGCCGGCAUCUACCAAAGCUCUAGAGGUGAAGCUGGCCUACCAGGAGUCAGAGGUGGUAGCUCUGUUGAAGAAGAUUCCACUGGGCCUGGUGGAGAUGUCGGCCAUCAGAGAGAGAGGCGAGCAGCUCCGAGACGGAAACUUCUGUGAUUACAGACCUGUGUUGCCUCUCAUGUUGGCUAGCUUCAUCUUUGAUGUACUGUGUACCCCAGUUGUGUCCCCAACGGGUUCCCGUCCACCAAGCCGCAACCGUAACAAUGAGAUGCCUGGUGACGAGGAGCUGGGCUUUGAGGCUGCUGUUGCUGCACUCGGUAUGAAGACCACAGUCAGUGAAGCGGAGCAUCCUCUGCUGUGUGAAGGAACCAGACGAGUGAAAGGUGACCUGGCCCUGGCCCUCAUGAUCACCUACAAGGAUGACCAGAGCAAGCUCAAAAAGAUACUGGACAAAUUGUUGGACAGGGAGAGUCAAACCCACAAGCCCCAGACCCUGAGCUCCUUCUACUCCAGCAAGCCAGCAGCUGGCAGCCAGCGCAGCCCAUCAAAGCAUACUGCCACCAACCACAGUGGGGUGAGUGGGGCCACAGGCGGCGUUUCCAAACAUGCACCCUCAUCUUCAUCUGCAACCAGCGUGGCAGCCUCUUCUUCCAGCUCUUCCUCUGCUGUAGCAUUGGCUGGCGAGGAGUUGGCUCAUCAGGCUGAACUGAACCCGGUGCAGAACAAUCCAGCAGGGGAGAACACUGCUGAGACCAGGGAGCAUGUAUCAGAUGGGCCUCCACCUUCAAGUGAGCAGCAGAAUGAAACAGCUCCAUUUAAACUGGAGGCCACAGUGCCCAGUCGGCUGGCACUGGGGGCACGCUGUGGAUAUAGCCAACGCUGCUGGGGCUCACCUGUACGCCAGAAGAAGAAACACACUGGCAUGGCGAGUAUUGACAGCAGUGCUCCGGAGACAACCUCAGAUAGCUCUCCCACCCUCAGCCGACGGCCACUCCGGGGCAGCUGGGCAGCAACAUCUUGGGGGCGGGGCCAGGACAGCGACAGCAUUAGCAGUUCAUCGUCUGAUUCACUGGGCUCCUCCUCCUCCAGCGGAUCUCGCAGGGCAGGGGGCGGGGCCAGGGCCAAGAGCACCGACACCAGCAGGUACAAAGGGCGACGUCCAGAGUGCCAUGCGCCCCACGUGCCCAACCAGCCUUCGGAGGCAGCAGCUCAUUUUUACUUUGAACUGGCCAAGACGGUGCUGAUCAAAGCUGGAGGAAACUCCUCCACCUCCAUUUUCACCCAGCCCUCAGCCAGCGGGGGCCACCAGGGGCCCCACAGAAACCUGCACCUGUGUGCCUUUGAGAUUGGCCUGUAUGCUCUUGGCCUUCACAACUUUGUCUCACCCAACUGGCUGUCCAGGACCUACUCUUCCCAUGUGUCCUGGAUCACUGGUCAGGCCAUGGAGAUCGGCAGCGCUGCCCUAAACAUUCUGGUGGAAUGUUGGGAUGGUCACCUCACCCCUCCAGAGGUGGCAUCCUUGGCUGACCGAGCGUCUCGAGCAAGGGACCCCAACAUGGUGAGAGCGGCGGCCGAGCUGGCCCUGAGCUGCCUGCCUCACGCUCAUGCCCUCAAUCCUAAUGAGAUCCAGAGAGCCCUGGUGCAGUGCAAAGAGCAGGACAAUGUAAUGCUGGAGAAGGCAUGCAUUGCAGUAGAGGAAGCAGCCAAGGGUGGAGGUGUUUACCCUGAGGUUCUCUUUGAGGUGGCUCACCAGUGGUACUGGCUGUAUGAGCAGUCAGUGGGCGGGGGCUCAGGCCAGCUGCGAGAGACCUCUGGGCGCUGCGGGGCCAACGGGGGUUCAGGCAGGAGGCCCCCAGAGACCAGCUGUGUGGUCCUCGACACUGGAGCCAACAUGGAGUCUCAGGGGAUGGCAGCCGUCACAGCCUCAGUCACUGCAGCAGCUGUCGUACCUGUCAUCUCUGUAGGCUCCACCAUUUACCAGUCCCACGCCAUGCCAGGGCAGGCCAUGGCUCAUCCCCACAGCCAAGGCCUCCACCCCUACACCACCAUCCAGGCCCAUCUCCCCACCGUCUGCACCCCACAGUACCUGGGACAUCCUCUGCAGCACGUCCCCCGACCCACAGUCUUCCCUGUGUCUGGAGCUGCAUAUCCACAGGGAAUGCACCCAGCUUUCAUUGGUGCCCAGUACCCAUUCUCAGUGGCCACUGGCCCUCAGCCCCCUAUGGCAGCCACAGCUGUGACCUUCCCUGGUGUCCCUGUACCGUCCAUGACUCAGAUCGCCGUCCAUCCUUACCACGCAGAGACCGGCCUACCACUGAGCACCACUGUAGCAGUAGGCAGUGUCCACGCGGGCCCCACCAUCCAGGCCAUACAGGGAGCAUCUCUCCCCUCCCUGUCCUCCCAGCCCGGCUCAUUGGUCAGCACUCCAUUCCCAGCAGAGGACGAGCAGCACAACCAGCCAAUCAGUCAACAGGGCCUGCACUACCUGCACUCUGCCUACAGAGUUGGCAUGUUGGCAUUGGAGAUGCUGGGCAGGAGGGCUCACAACGACCACCCCAACAACUUCUCCAGGAGCCCACCAUACACUGAGGAUGUCAAAUGGCUGCUGGGACUUGCUGCAAGACUAGGAGUCAACUAUGUGUACCAGUUCUGUGUGGGAGCAGCAAAAGGUGUCCUCAGUCCAUUUGUCCUGCAGGAGAUCAUCAUGGAGGCUCUGCAGAGGCUGAACCCUGCCCACAUCCACGCCCACCUCCGAACACCUGCGUUCCAUCAGCUCGUCCAGCGCUGCCAACAGGCCUACCUGCAGUACAUUCACCAUCGGCUCAUCCACCUGACCCCUGCCGACUACGAUGACUUUGUCAACAUCAUCCGCAGUGCUCGAGGUGCUUUCUGCCUGACCCCUGUGGGUAUGAUGCAGUUCAAUGACGUGCUGCAGAACCUGAAGAGAGGGAAGCAGACCAAGGAGCUGUGGCAGCGCAUCUCCCUGGAGAUGGCAACCUUCUCCCCCUGAGCGUGCUGCUCAGUGGGGAGCAUGCUGGCUCUGGGCCUGGACUUCAGGAAUCCCAUCCAGUGGCUCUUAAGCCUCCAGCAUUGCUACUGCCAUUGCACUGAGCUGGCCACAUUCAUGCUGUCUGGUUCUAUCAGGGACCCUGCUCCCUGCUAUGUGGACUCACAAACAAACACAGCACACGGGCAGUACAAUCAGCUCCGGUACCCCUGACCCAGACCUCAGAGGAGACGCCAGGUCAACCUCCUGCUCUCCUCUGUUCUUGACAGACUCCUCACUCUUGUUUAAUCAUGGUUCAUGUUUGUGUAACUGUGGAAUUAAAGUGUACUCCUAUCUUUCUUCAUCUAACCUGUCUCUUCCAUUUCCCCUAAGCUGACGACAUUAACGGGGAUCUCUCAGCCUCCAUCCUCACUUCCUUUCAAGUGUUUUGUAGUUUUGUUUCAUUCUGUUUUGAGUGAAACCACUAAGUGUAGCUCAUUUUCAUGCUGCAACAUUCCUGUCCAGAGUGGUAGGUGCUGCAAGGCCUUGUUUGCCAAAAGCUUGUCACUAUGGAUCUGAAUCUUUGCAGAGUGGGAGACGAGAAAGAUUUGCAAGGAGAAAAAAAAGGUUUAAAAUGAAAAAUUAUAUUGUGAGUACGAGUGGGGAUUUUUCAGUAUUUUGUUUCAUUUUUUUAUAUAUAUUUUGUAUAGAAUAUAACAUGUAUGCAGAGAGAAAUGGGAAGAGAAUGAGAGAAUGUUAAAGGUGCUGUUGUUGUGGUGUGGGAUCCAUAUUUACAUUUCAGCCUGCCUGAGGAGUGAUUCGAACACAGCUCCAGACCAAAACCCGAGGCCAACUAACCACUGCUCCAAGCACCGAGUGCAGCAGUCACUACAUCUGGAUCAGUCCUAAGUUAUAACUUGUCUAUAAGGCUGGGUAUCAUUUACAUGUUUUGAUUUGGACCUUCUUAAGACUAAAAACAUCUUUUCUCCGAGCCGAUGGCGGUGCUCACCAAAGUCUCUGUGGUGGUUUCUGCUCAUGUCCCAUUAGAGGCUCCACAGGUGUUUAAUAAGCGACAGAUGCGGUUUUUUUGAUGCCUUUUAUGCUAAAUCUAAAUAUGCUUUUCUACACAAUAUUUCUAGACAUUAAACAAAAUAAGCUAAAUUCACUCUGUAUUGUUGUCUAAACACAAUUGUGCUGAAUCUGAGCUUUAAUAAAAUCUAGUACAAAACUACAUUUGGAAUGAUGUUAAAAACAAGUGUUACUUAAAAGACCCAAGCAUUUAUUGGCAUCAGUUAAUAAUACUGAGUAAUACACACACUAAUCAGUGUGUACUCAAAAAGUAUUGAGAUUACAUACCCAGCCUUUCUUUUCAGCAUCCUAAUCACUGACUAAUUCAAAUACAUCAGCAGUCUCAGAUGCUUCCAUUGAGAAGCAGCUUUCCUAAAGCAGCUGUCUACUGCCCUGUAUUGGACAUGGUGAAAUUCCCCAGAUGUACAUUUGCCAAACUGUUUAAAGUGCUGGUGCUCAUCUUUGUGUUUCCAAGUGUUCCAUCAUGUAAGACCAAAACAUAGAGUUUGAAAACAUUUCAAGUACAAUUUUAGGUGCACCUCAUUCUGGUAUAGGCAUGGGAUGAGAUGAAAAUGUCAUGUCUUGAUUAUCCUGGCCAAAAUAAUUCACAGUAUUAUCUUGAUAAUCAUCAAAACAUUCUGGAAUCACUUCACCAUGCAUUUUGUUAGGGAACAAAUAUUCAUGUCAGAUAGGACACGCCAUUUUAGUUAAAUCUUUCAUAGUGAAAAACAAUCAAACUUAAAUAAUGUAAUCAUAAAUGACCUUAUUUAAGGUCAUUUAUGAAGGGGUCCCGAUUCAUGAAUAAAUAAAUAAAUGUCAGGGACCCCAUCCAUCUGUCGUUCUUUUAGUUUGGAAUCCAUAGCCUUUCCUCACACCUGAUACCAAAACAUUCCCAUUAGAAAGGUGCAUGUUGUUGUGAUAUUCGUUAAAUAUAGGACUGCACAUUUUGGAGCUAUUCAGCUGUUCACUGAUGUGAGCAAAUUCUCCACGAUCCUCUGUGAUCUGAUCUGUGAUAAAGUCUUCUUUCCUCCCAUCCCUGUUCUGGUGCACCAAACAAGAAUGAGUUUACUGCUGUUAGACUCUACCACUUGUUUUAUCUCCCAGCAGUCACAGGCAGUAAUGACACCAUUCUGGCCACACGCAAAAACAAACUUGAAAAAGCUGCGUCAAGGUCUUAGGUAUGACUGGACGUUUUGUUUUUUGUUGUUUUGUUUUUUUCUGAGAUUGAUAACUGAGUUAAGUAGUUGGUUUGGCAAGUGUGUGUUUUCAGUGGGAAGCAUGUCACAUACUGGGUAAGACUACAGGGCCCAGACAGUGGCUGUGUCUCAUUUUCACCAUCUUCUUUUAUUUGAUUCGGAAACUCCUAGAGGUUUUUACUAUUCCCAAAUUCACUGUGUUGCUCCCUUGUCUUUAUAAGGCCACAGCUGUAAUUUUGCAAUGCCUUCAUAAUGUUUCCUCUGUAGACUGUCUCACACAGGGAUACCUCCAAAGCCACACCUUCAGAGACCAUAACGGCACUAUAAUUGAGACCCAGCCAUUGUUUGGCCCUGAAAAGCCCUUCUUAAAUGAGCUCUGUAAGGCACACAAGUCCAAAUACUGACCCGAAGCUGUCAGAAAUCAGACACAUAAGUGUGUUUGAGGGGCCCCUUUCUUCAAUGUGGUUAGCUCAUAGACCAUGGUGCUGUUACUUUCAAACAUGUCGACGUUCCAUCUCCGUCUAGGCAGCUGCUGUGGUUCUGAACCUGCCUCUCUGAUUGGCUCUGGACCUCACAGGUGAAGGUGACUUAGUAGAAAAUGUACUGUGAUAUUUUUGUAUUCUUCAAAAAGUGUAGCUUGAUUGAAAAAUUCUAUAUGUGCUGAUUGCAAAAGGUUCUAAUUUAGUGAAAAGAAUUUAAAAAAAAAAAAAAAGAUAAAAGCAAUACUAAAAUUGUAGAGUUUACUUAAUAAAGAUAAUUCAAAACA
Messenger RNA from Acanthopagrus latus (yellowfin seabream), 10630 nucleotides. It is a transcript of the gene zswim8, whose product is annotated as zinc finger, SWIM-type containing 8. NCBI's taxonomy places the organism in Eukaryota, Metazoa, Chordata, Actinopteri, Spariformes, Sparidae. The coding region runs from base 1748 to 7624 and encodes 1958 amino acids. The record is from RefSeq and is a predicted model, not a curated record. Gene Ontology annotation, molecular function: zinc ion binding. Gene Ontology annotation, cellular component: Cul2-RING ubiquitin ligase complex. The transcript is spliced from 26 exons.